Molecule: messenger RNA, 2744 nt
Organism: Oenanthe melanoleuca
Lineage: Eukaryota; Metazoa; Chordata; Aves; Passeriformes; Muscicapidae
Gene: STK17B
Product: serine/threonine kinase 17b
Exons: 8
Coding region: 228-1346 (372 amino acids)
Biological process (GO): protein phosphorylation; positive regulation of apoptotic process; intracellular signal transduction
Cellular component (GO): nucleus
Molecular function (GO): ATP binding; protein serine/threonine kinase activity
Source: RefSeq, a predicted model, not a curated record
GAGGCCAGUUAUCGAACACAAAUGGUUUUCUGCUGAAGUACAGCGGGAAGAAGAUACAGUUUAGGAGUUAAAGUUAUCGGGAGAACACAGCCCUAAGGAGAGUCACGUAAAAUUUCAGACAUCAAAAUCGUCCUCUUAAAUGGUAAACUGUCAUAUAAUUGUGGGAGAAGGAAUGCUUGCUGGUUACACACAGGUGACUGGUAGAAGAGCAAGACCUGCUCUUGACAAUGUCAAGGAGAAAGCUGGAGAAUAAAAGCCUUUCUGGCUUGUUGGCCACAUCUCUGCACACACCAAUCAAGACAGAUAACUUCCACAAUUUUUAUAUGCUUGAGUCAAAAGAGCUAGGAAGAGGAAGAUGUGCUGUGGUUAGAAAAUGUAUAGCUAAAUCCACAGGCCAGGAGUAUGCAGCUAAAUUUUUGAAGAAAAGAAGAAGAGGCCAAGACUGCAAAGCAGAGAUCCUGCAUGAAAUUGCUGUCCUUGAAUUAAUGAAAUCCAAUCCUCGCAUAGUAAAUCUCCAUGAAGUCUACGAAACAGCAAAUGAAAUCAUCUUAGUGUUGGAAUAUGCUGCUGGAGGAGAAAUAUUUGACUUGUGUGUCCCAGAUCUGGAUGACAGAAUUGGUGAAAGGGAUAUUGUAAGGCUUAUAAGGCAAAUACUUGAAGGACUUUGCUGCUUGCACGAAAACAAUAUUGUUCAUCUUGAUUUAAAGCCUCAAAAUAUUUUGCUGAGCAGUGUCAAUCCUCUUGGUGAUGUAAAAAUUGUAGAUUUUGGGAUGUCCCGGAAGCUUGAGAAUUCCAGUGACCUGCGGCACAUCAUGGGAACAACAGAGUAUCUCGCUCCAGAAAUCUUGAACUAUGAUCCUAUUACCACAGCUACAGACAUGUGGAAUAUUGGUGUUAUCUCAUACAUGCUGCUGACACAAGAAUCUCCAUUUGUGGGAGCUGAUGUUCAAGAAACUUACCUUAAUAUAUCUCAAGUUAAUGUGGAUUAUUCAGAAGAAACAUUUUCAUCAGUUUCGCAGCCUGCAAAAGACUUCAUUCAAAAACUUCUCAUAAAAAAUCCACAGGACAGGCCCACUGCAGCAGACUGCCUCUCCCAUUCGUGGCUGCAGCAAGGGGAGCUCACACUCCUGUGCAGCCCUGAAGAAAUUUGCUGCUCCUGUCAGCUGCCAGGACACACCACCAAGUGCUCAGAAGAGUGGAGUGUGAAAGGCAUCUGCAAUGGCAGCUGCAGUGACAAGGAGGACAAGGAGAACAUUCCGGAGGACAGCAGCACGCUCUCCAAACGCUUCCGCUUCGACGAUUCCUUGCAGUAUCCGCCAGACUUCGUGACAGACUUUGUGUGCUAAUGUGUCACACAGACUUCUCAUGAAGUGAAUUCAGUAUAAUCUGUUCCAGUGGUGAAAAAAGGUUCUGGCUUGCCAGUUCAUGCAGAUUAUUGGCAUACUGGAAAUGCACUUUGAUUCUUUUAUGCUGGUGCCUCCUUUUCUAUCCAUUGCUGGCAGUGGAUUUAACUCCUGAGGGAUUGGAGUUGUUGUGCCAAUGAAAUUAAUUAUUUUUUUUAAGAAGAUAUAAUUAAAUAUUUUUGCACUUUUCAAGUUCUAGUCAAAAGAUGGUACUAGAGUGAAGAAACUGAAACCUGCAAAUGAGUUUAAACAUAGCCUUUGCCAAACAGUGGUUGAACACAUGCAUGCUUUUAGGACUACUCUUAGUAAGAAAUGGGGAAGGGAAUGCAGGGAAGCUGAAUCCUGCUGGUUUACUGGAGUUGCUUGCUACCGUUCUCACCACUUUAAAUAGAGGCUAAAUUUGGUAUGUUUUGGGACUCUGGUACAUCUGUUGGGGCCUUUUGGAAAUCGGUUUUCCCUCUAGGAUCACUAGUAGUUCUGCCUUAUAGAUCUGGUCUACUUGGGCAUUAUCAGGCAUAUUCUGUGUGGUUAUGCUGUGUUGGAUCUCUGCAACACUUGGCAUAGAAAAUGGGUAUAUUGUCAGUCCUUGGGCUUGUGGUCCUUGGCUUCUUACCAUAGAUUACAUUUGAAGAUGAGGUUCCUAUGCUGAUGUGAAUAUUUGAACUUGGUGGUUUGCUUUUAUGAAAUCUCCAAAAUAGUAUAAUCUACCUCUACUGAUUUUUCCUUAUCUUAAAAAAAAAACCAAAAAAACCCAAAAAACCCCACACAAACAAGCCCCAAAACACAAAGCCUCUAGUUAAAAGUAGUAGAACUGAGUAAACUGAAAAUAACCAUUUUUACCAGUGAAACUGCAAUUAAGAACUUUUCUCUGUGCCCCUCUAUUGUAGUAGUGCAUCCUGCUGUCAAUUACUGUUGCCCUUAAUUACUCAGCUUUGUGCCUUCUCUGAGAAAUGGACUGCAGUGUGUUAGUAUUUAAAGACAAACUACCUAAUAAUUGUUUUAAGCCUUUAAAAUUUGUUUAGCUAGUGGUAUUUUUUAAAGUUCUGUGCCUUCCACUUGUUUCUGGUCUGAGGUAAUAAUGCCUAUGUCAAGUUUUGUCUUAGAGCAAAUGCCAGUUGUGCCUUAACAGCCUGAAACUAAUGUUCAUAAAAUAAACUCUUUAAUCAUAACAGAGGCUGGGAGCCUUUUUGGGCAGUGAAUUUAUUAAAACUCUUACAGAUAUUUUGAAAGUAAAUGCCACUUUAAAAUAUUUUGGGAUUUUCCACUCCUCAAAGCUUAAAUUUAAUUGUCUUUGAAUUGGAUUUGUUUUCUGCAAUAAAAUACCACAAUCUGAUAAUCUUU